Molecule: messenger RNA, 2487 nt
Organism: Oryza brachyantha (malo sina)
Lineage: Eukaryota; Viridiplantae; Streptophyta; Magnoliopsida; Poales; Poaceae
Product: pentatricopeptide repeat-containing protein At5g16420, mitochondrial-like
Exons: 2
Coding region: 46-1650 (534 amino acids)
Molecular function (GO): protein binding
Source: RefSeq, a predicted model, not a curated record
CCCUGUACUCCUGCCUCCUCGUCUUCCUCCGCGCCGGCGCCCGCCAUGGCCGCGCGCCGUUGCGCUUGGGGGCCUCACGCCCGCGCCUUCUCCGCCACCGCGAAGGCCACCGUGCCGCUGGCCCACCUGGCCGAGCUGCCCACCUCGCUCCCCGCCUCCCGCUACACCGUCACCCCGCCCGUCCACCCAUGGCCGCGCCGCCUCACCGCGCGCGGCCUCGCGCGCCUCCUGCUCCGCCUCCCGACCCCGCACCUCGCCGUCGUCGCCUUCCGCCACGCGCUCUUCCACGCCGCCCCGCCGCUGGCCCCCUCGCUCCCCGUCUUCGCCGCCGUCCUCUCCCGCCUCCCCGCUGCCGACCCCGCACUCCUUCCCCCCGUCCUCUCCGCGCUCCGCGCCGCCAACCUCCCCGCCUUCUCCGACCGCCCCUUCCUGCCCCUGCUCCGCUCGCUCCCGCCCCUCCCCUCCCUCCGCCUCUUCCUCUCCCUCCCUUCCUUCAAUUCCCACCCCUCCGUCCGCUCCUUCAACGCCCUCCUCCACUCUCUCGUCUCCGCCCGCCGCCUCCGCCUCGCCGCCGCGCUCUUCCGCGCCGCGCCCACCAAGCUCUACAUCACGCCCAACCUUGUCUCCUGCAAUAUCCUGCUCAAGGGCCUUGUUGGCAUCGGUGACCUGGAUGCCGCCCUCAAGGUUCUCGACGAAAUGCCUGGCUUGGGGAUCACCCCGGAUGUCGUCACCUACACCACGGUUCUCACUGCCUACUCUGGGAAGGGGGAUCUUGAGGGUGCACAGAAGCUCUUUGAUGAUAUAAUCGCCAAUGGGCGUAGACCAGAUGUUAUGAUGUACACUGUGCUCAUUGAUGGAUACUGCCAGCAUGGAAGGCUCCAGGAUGCGGCCAGAAUUAUGGACGAGAUGGAGGCUGUAGGGGUGCAACCAAAUGAGGUCACAUAUUCCGUGGUCAUCGAGGCAUGCUGCAAGGAGGGAAAAUCUUCUGAGGCUCGUGAUUUGAUGCAGGAGAUGUUGGUGGCAGGAUAUGUGCCAGAUAUAUCACUAGGUGCUAAGGUGGUUGAUGUUCUAUGCCAGGAUGGAAAAGCAGAAGAAGCACACCAAAUGUGGAGAUGGAUGGUGAAGAAGAAUGUGCCACCAGAUAACACGGUCACAAGUACAUUGAUCUAUUGGUUGUGCAAGAAUGGAAUGGUCUGUGAGGCGAGGAACCUGUUUGAUGAGCUUGAGAGGGGUUUUAAACCAAGCUUGAUGACGUACAACUCACUUAUUUCAGGAUUAUGUGAAAAUGGGGAGCUACAAGAGGCUGGGCGGGUGUGGGAUGACAUGGUUGAACGAGGAUACAUGCCAAAUGCCAUGACUUAUGAGGCCUUGAUCAAGGGAUUUUGCAAAACGGGGAAGCCAAAUGAAGGGGCUGCACUCUUUGAGGAGAUGGUGACCAGAGGGUGCAGUCCGAGCAGGCUAAUUUUUCAAAUUUUGCUUGAUAGCCUUUCUGAGCCAAUACAUAAGGAUAUUGUUAGCAAAAUUCUUGAGACUGCAGCUUUAUGUGGUCGGGAUUUCUUGACUGGUGAUUAUUGGGAAUUUUUUAUCAGGAAGGUGGUAAAUACAACUGAUACUUGGAAGAAGCAUCUUGAUUUAGUGUUAGAUAUGUAAUCUUGUGGUGCAAAGAAAUAUAACCGAGGAAAUCAAUGGCAGUGUCCUACAGAGAAAUCAGGGUAUCACGGUUCUCUGAGCUUACUAUUUCUGGGAUGUGCAGAUCGGUAUAUUACAAUGGAUAAAUGGAAGAUUUGAGCUGUAUUGACACUGUCAUACCAGUAACAGACUGUCAAAUCUACGCAAAAAAUGUUACCUUCCGUGGAAGAGGAGAACAUGAACAAUUGUUGCAGUAAGGGAUGCAAAACCAACACCAUAUGUGACAGCAAAGAAAGUGCUGAGGUAUAACGGACCAUUCUUCUCGUAGGCCUGUGUGUCGAAAUGGAAAUGAGAAUCCACAAUGCUUGAGAUAUUGUACUUUUGCCCGGUUGAGGUGAAGAGACCAUCAGAAAAUAUGGGGAAGUUUUGUGCUUUGUAGAAAUUGAACCAGUAAGCAAUCGGUGUGAUUAUGUACAUGAUGAAGAAGAAGCCAGCAGCAACAUUUGCAGUGGCAAACCAAGGGCUAGCAAGAGGACUCCCGAGGUAGGAGGAGACAGUGGACCAGUCGAGACCGAUUGCGCCAAUGCCAAGGCCACUGAGACCUGAGCCAAGCUGUUGUGCAAGCACAGAGUGAGGGAAGACCCAGCAGAUCCAGGAGAGCGAGGUGAGCAUCUGGAAUAGGUAGCCUGGGAAGAUGUAGUAUGCGAAGCUGCAGAUGAAUGCAACCAGGAAGAACUGGUUGCGCGUCAAGCCACCUUUGCUCCGUUGUUCCUUCUCGUGAAGCGCCCUGAUGAGCAAAUGCAUUUGCAAAUUUGUAAGUUUCAUUUAGUGAAUGCAAAUGUACAAGUUCUUUGUCUU